GGGUUGAUGAAUCAGCCUUGACGGAUUGGUAGGGCAGAUUCGAUGGGCCGAAUGGUCUCACUUUUCUCCCGCGUCUUUUGGCCUUAAUGUCUAAUGUGGCUCAGGAUCAUAACGAGGUCGACAGAGAGAUCUGUGCCGGGCCCAAGAGAAAUUGUGGCCUCCCUGCAAUGGCAACCCCCUUGUGUUCUGUGCCCAGGAAUCAUCGACAACCCGUGUCUGUGGCACCAACGGACGGACCUAUCCCAACAAGUGCAUGCUCUGUCUGCAUCAGUGGGUUUCCGGCAAGUGCAUUCAAAUCGCGUACGUUGGUGCUUGUCGCUUAGCGAGGAGAGUGGGGGAUGAUCGGUGAAGAUCAACUUUUUUUUCCACUGGCUUACGGCGCGAAAUUUGUUUUUUCUGGCAGCAGUACGGUGCAGGACUUUUAAAGAAAAACUAUAAGUUCACAAAAUAAAUAAAUACUUUA
Molecule: messenger RNA, 463 nt
Organism: Mobula hypostoma (lesser devil ray)
Lineage: Eukaryota; Metazoa; Chordata; Chondrichthyes; Myliobatiformes; Myliobatidae
Product: serine protease inhibitor Kazal-type 1-like
Exons: 4
Coding region: 87-323 (78 amino acids)
Molecular function (GO): protein binding
Source: RefSeq, a predicted model, not a curated record